Molecule: messenger RNA, 1332 nt
Organism: Lycium barbarum (goji berry)
Lineage: Eukaryota; Viridiplantae; Streptophyta; Magnoliopsida; Solanales; Solanaceae
Exons: 5
Coding region: 218-1294 (358 amino acids)
Biological process (GO): glucose metabolic process; beta-D-galactose catabolic process via UDP-galactose, Leloir pathway
Molecular function (GO): aldose 1-epimerase activity; carbohydrate binding
Source: RefSeq, a predicted model, not a curated record
AGGCGGCUAACGUGACUCGGGCAAUUUCAAGACUUUUGUUUUUUGUCAAUUUUCUACUGAGAUAUGCCAUUUCCAGGCCGAUUUUCUGGGAGACAAGUUUCCUUUUGUUCACAUGCAAGUAAUAAUCUAAUACCCACAAUAAAUGUCAGAUGAACUGGAGGAGUGCAUAAUUUCAAUUAAGACACUCUAAAAGUCUAAAAGAACACAGGAGUUGACUAUGUCUUCAAAGAUUAAUUUGCUCAUCUGUUUCUUCAUUUUUCAUCUGUUGGCUGCCACUAGUGUUUCAGGGAGCAAGAUAGGGAUAUAUGAGUUAAAGAAGGGAGGUUUCUCUGUUAAGCUCACAAAUUAUGGUGCCAGAAUUAUCUCUGUAUUUCUUCCUGAUAAGAAUGGUAAAGUAGAUGAUAUUGUUCUGGGAUAUGACACCAUUAAGGAAUACUUGAAUGAUACGAGUUAUUUUGGAGCCUUAGUUGGAAGGGUCGCUAACCGGAUUGGUGGUGCUCAAUUUACUCUGAAUGGAACCCAUUAUAAGCUUGUUCCCAAUGAAGGCAAAAACAUGUUGCAUGGUGGCCCGAAAGGAUUUAGCAAAGUUGUCUGGAAGGUGAGCAAGUACGUGAAAGAUGGUCCCUGUCCUUACAUAACUCUAACCUACUUCAGUCCCGAUGGUGAUCAAGGAUUUCCUGGUGCUGUUCUUGCCUCCGUUACCUAUGCAUUAAAAGACCGUUACAAACUUAGUGUGAUAUUUAAGGCAAAAGCUCUGAACAAGGCCACUCCAAUUAACCUGUCUCACCACCCUUACUGGAACAUUGGUGGACAUAACAGUGGCGAUAUCUUGUCCAACGUUAUUGAAAUCUUUGGAUCACACAUUACCCUAGUUGAUAAAGAGCUCAUUCCCACAGGGAAAAUUGCCCCCGUCAAAAACACGCCUUACGACUUCCUUAAACCCCGUAAGGUAGGAAGUAGGAUCGAUAAGCUCCAAAAUGGAUAUGACAUCAACUAUGUACUCGAUGACACUGAGAAAAUGAAUCGUGUGGGGACAGUUUAUGAUAAGAAGUCUGGAAGAGUGAUGGAUGUAAAAGCAUCUGCACCUGGUGUUCAAUUCUACACUUCAAAUUGGGGUAAUAGAACUGUAAAAGGGAAAGGUGGAUUUGUGUAUCAGAGUCAUGCAGCAUUGGCUUUGGAAACUCUAGUGUUCCCUAACGCUGUGAAUCACCCAAAUUUCCCGUCGACAAUUGUGAACCCAGGAGCGAGAUACGUCCACAAAGUAUUGUAUACAUUCUCCAUAAAGAAAUACUAGAAUGCUUAUAUUUAUUUAUUUUCACUAUCGCUUCUAUU